Messenger RNA from Arachis ipaensis, 663 nucleotides. The record is from RefSeq and is a predicted model, not a curated record. Lineage: Eukaryota; Viridiplantae; Streptophyta; Magnoliopsida; Fabales; Fabaceae.
AUGAGGAAGAAAACCUUUGCUAAAAGGCCUCCUCAUGAAAAAAUCUUCAAGUCUCUCACAAAGCCCUCAACCCGCUCUCACGACCGAACCUUCACUCCAUCUCCUUCUCCUCCUACCUCUCCUCCUCGGUGUGAUCCCAUGGCAAGAACCAAAAAUCCUUCUAGGGUUACUCCUUCCGCCAAGAAGACACCACAGACGAAAGAACCUCCAUCCAAGCCGGGGUCAUCGAAACUGAGUUCAUCAAAGGGGAAGCGACCAGCCACACCUGAACCUCUACCUGAGUCCACACAACCAAAGUCUAGGUCUGUUCCAUCACGUUCUCAAAGAGGUAAAACUCGAGUUCCUCUUAAGUCAGUUAAAGAACCAGACAUUGGCCCUUUUGAUCACAAAGCUCACUUUUUGACUUCUCAUUCGAACUAUAAUCCUUAUAGAUUCAAAUCUGCCAUGAACAAUGAUUUUUAUGAGGGGGUUAUCCAGGGUGGUUCAGUGAAACAGAACAAAGGACCCACUAGAUAUGAAAGAGUUAUCCUAGAUGAUGAAGAUGAUGAUUUUAUCGCUGAGGAUUCUCCUGGUCCUUCCACUGAGGGUACUUCCAUCUCCGCUGGGAAGAAAUCUACUUUGCUGAAUGUGGUCAAGGAUGUCGCUCAAGAGUUUGUUUCCUAA